Molecule: messenger RNA, 6122 nt
Organism: Thrips palmi
Lineage: Eukaryota; Metazoa; Arthropoda; Insecta; Thysanoptera; Thripidae
Product: WAS/WASL-interacting protein family member 1-like
Exons: 16
Coding region: 393-1682 (429 amino acids)
Source: RefSeq, a predicted model, not a curated record
CAAUCGGCUCGCUUGUCGCUUGCAACAGGUCUAUCUUGCAUGGAAAACAAGCCUAACGCGUUAAGUAGUCCCCGGUCGUGCAAAGUAGUCCCCGGCGCAGCAGGCGGAGGCACACCAGUCCGUGUUUCGGUGAUCUGGCUUCCCCAAGCGCCUCAUUCGUAUGCUGACGACGCUCCUUGCCACUCAGCCUAUUCCGUAGCAGUUCUUAGAGUUGUGAUUAACUCGUGUUGCUGUUCUGUUACUUGUCUUCCGUAGCAGUUCUUUGAGUUGUGAUUGUCUCUAGUUGCUGUUCUGUUACUUGUUUUCCGUAGCAGUCUCUGAGUUUUAAUUUUCUCGUGUAACUGUUUUGUUACGUGAGUUUCCCGUAUCAGUCCCUUGAAUUCUGAUUUUGAAUGCUGAUUUUCUCGUUACUCUUGUGUUACUUGAGUUGUGUUCUCACCAUGCCGCCUCAGCUUCGUCCUCGCCGCGGGGUCUUCGCCGCUUGGUCGCAAGACAGUUAUACGACGUUCCGCCGUGGCAGGGCCUUUGAACUUCCUGGGACUCACGUGAUUGACUUAAGUGCGACUCAUAAAGCCAUGUACCAGCUCAUAGGGACGUGCGAAGCGUUGCCUGAUGGGGAGGAAGGGGUGUGGGUGCCCGCUGCUAGCGUGGUCACUCUCCCAUCCGAACCCAAAAAAGUUCGAUGCAAUUUUUGUGCUGUGGCCCUUAACAACUUGGCACACUACUCAAUUCACGUUCGGCGUGGGUGCGAGCGGUUCGACCGAAACAACGGCGACCAGGUUUCGAUUUUCAAUCGAAACGUUGAGACGUUCAAGUUUAUGUUUGGCUGUAACUUAUCGCCCUUGCCGUUGCCAGGCCAACAACAGGAAGAGCAGGAAGCUGCAGUUCUGCUUCAAUAUGAUUUGUUACGUGGUGGGAUGCCGCCCCCUGACAACGACGCUUUACGCCAGUUUGAGGACAGGAUUGAGCGAGAAGCUACUGCAAUGCUAGCGUCCUUACGGAAGGCGAUAAUAGCGGCGCGCUCCGGGGACGAACAAGCGCGGAUGCCAAACUCCUACGCCUUUGCUGCCGGGUGCGCAAGGAUAGCGACAAACGUGAACCGCAUGAGCCGCAGGAUCGCACGGGGAAACGCGCCAACACCGCCACCCUUUCCACCCUUCCCACUCUUCCCACUCUUCCCUCCGCCGGGUGAUGAUGACGGUGAUGAUGACGGUGGCCCUCCGCCCGGUGACGGUGAUGAUAACGGUGGCCCUCCGCCCGGUGACGGUGAUGACGGUGGCCCUCCGCCCGGUGACGGUGAUGAUGACGGUGGCGCUCCGCCCGGUGACGGUGAUGAUGACGGUGGCCCUCCGCCCGGUGACGGUGGCCGUGGCCCGCCGCCAACCACCACUCCAACCACCACCACUCCAACCACCACCACUCCAACCACCACCACUCCAACCACCACCACUCCAACCACUUCAAGUGGCUCAUUCCUUCGGCGGCGCGGCACCGCCACCACCAGCAAGUCGAAGAGGCGUCGCGAGGAGGAGGAGGUGGAAGAAGAAGAGGAGGUGCGGGCCCCUUCUCCUCCUAAGAGGCCGCGGCGCCGGAAGCGCGAUGAUGAAGAUGAGGAUCCGCCUCCUGUCCCGCCUGUGGCCCGGCGGUCGCGGCGUUUGGCCGGGUUGGGCGUCGCCUUUUAGUCCAUUUUCAAUCUGAAAAUUUGAAUCUCAUUUUGAAUGUGGAAACCUGAAAUCCGGUUACUGACGCCUCUCUUCUAAUGUAUUGUGUGUGGAGGCCGUGAAAGUGCCUGGAAAUGUGUGGCCCUCAAGCAUACCAGGAACAACUGCUUGUUGCGGAGACAGCAAAUGGUUGCUUUGAUUGGUACAACAAAGCUGGUGGAAUGUGAUCGUUGGCCUGCUGUCUCCUGUGUCAUAGUGAUGUUUCGUACAUGGAUGUGAAUGCUGCCAUUGGCAUCUUCAAGACCAAGAACAGCAUCGAGUUAGUCGGUUGGUUGCCCUAUGUGGUGGGCAUAACUACCAGCCCUCUACCGCGUCGUGCCAGAUGCACUGCGCCAAUGACAUUUGUUGAAGGAAAUCCAACGAGCAGUCACUUAAAUUAGUGAAAUCCAAAUGCAGCUAAGCUGAAGCCUAUCAGUUAUUGCAGAUAAUCAAUUACUAGAUGUCCCAACUCUUAUUUGAUCCUGAAGUUGCAUUGUAUGUAUGCCAAGUUGGCAUUUGGUGCACUUGUUAGGCUGGAGAUGGUAUGGUAUGGAAGAAGCUUACUUCUCGGGAGCUUGCCUAGCAGACUUGCCUGCUGGAAGGAACGUGGACAGUUGGCAUGGACAGUGUUGACAGAAGGAGGAGUGAAAAGUAUUGAAGACUGUUGUUGAAGGGACAUGCCUUCAAAGUGAUUUGCCCUGAAGCUGAGGCAACAACAGAAUGCCUUGAUAGCGUGUCACUGCACUGAUUAGCUAAUAUCCCAGAAGCAAAAUUCUACAAUCCAAGGCAUUGCUUUUGUAUGGCCUGUUUCUGCAAAGUGGACAGUUCUUCUAGUUGACAACCAAGCAGAUUUGCACACAUGAAACGAUUUUACUAUUUGACGACCUGAGCAGGGUUGAUCAAUGUUAUGACUGAAGAUCUAAUCCUGAUAUUAACCUGGGAAGAAUUUUAUCUUUUUAAUGGAGGGGAUUUUUUUGUGUUUUUAUUUUUUAUUUUUAAUUAUUGACACAAUAUUGAGAAAGGAUUGUUUUGAGACGACGCCAGAUGAAACAAUUUUACCAUUUGACGACCUGAGCAGGGUUGAUCAAUGUUCCGGCUGAAGAUCUAAUCCUGAUUUUAACCUGGGAAGAAUUUUAUCUUUUUAAUGGAGGGGAUUUUUUUGUGUGUUUUUAUUUUUUAUUAUUGACACAAUAUUGAGAAAGGAUGGUUUUGAGACGACGCCAGAUGAAACAAUUUUACCAUUUGACGACCUGAGCAGGGUUGAUCAAUGUUACGACUGAAGAUCCAAUCCUGAUAUUAACCUGGGAAGAUUUUUAUUGCUAUUUUAUUAGAAAGAUUGUUUUUGUAUAUUAUUUUUCCUUUUAAUCGUUGACAAAGAUGGAAGAAAGGAGGACAUUUUGUAGAGGCAAAACUUGUCAAGUUUUUUUUAUUCUCAGACAGCAGCCCAGACAGCUGACAACUGAUUGAUGAGGACAGAAGGCUUCGUCAUUUUCACUCAAUGGCAUACACAUAUUUUGAUGUGUAAUUAUGUUCGCGAGUAUUCACCAUCAGGUGCUGCUGGUCAAGAGAGAAUGAACCCUUCAGUGAACACUGUACUGCACACCUGGACAGCUUGCUGCACACCCGCUACAGUCUAUUGUAGCGAGUGAGAAUGCAGUGGGAUGCAGUCACCGAAGAGUUGAGUCUUGACUGCUUCUAUCCAGUCUAAUCUGAGAAGAGAGUGGUGGCUGCAUCAUGUUCACCAGCUUGUUAAGUCACGUGCUUGACUCAUAUUUGUUGUUCUAUUGUGAGUAAGAAUAUAUCCUAGCACUGUUUAUGCUGGGAGAGUGGGGAACAAGAGUUUUAAGUGUCCUUGCCAAAACUGCACUUUUGUGCACUGGAUGAUUAAGUUUGGUAUUAUGUCAUUCUUCUGAACCAAUGGGAUAAUGUGAUCUUUGCCCUUUGUUAUUGUGUUUGGCAAGAGUUGCCAUCAAUACUGGCUCCUGUGUAUGAUAAAUGGCUUUCUAACUUGGUAUCUACUUUCUAGAGCAGUUGCUACAAAUGGAUGUUUUAAUCCUCAAAUGUAACUUGCCCAGAAUUUCCUUUGGAUCAGUCUUUACUUGAAUACUCCGUGUCAGUUUUUGUCGUUUAUUCAUUGUGAGGAGGUAGGAGCAGAUUUGGUUGGAUGGGGACAAAAUUUGCAGAAUUACCAAGUGCAUCACAUUCCAAUGGAGUCUCAAAUUUAUAGUUUAUGUUGAGGGUUUGUCAUGUUUUCCUCUUGAUCUGCUGAUGUUCAGCAGAAUGGCAGGUUCAUUUUGUGACACUUAAAUUCUACUCAGAUCAUUAGUACAUAGACUUCACAUGCAAUCCAUUCUCCGCUCCCUCAUUCGAAGCCCUUAAGAACAGUCCAAUAACACACAUUCUUGUUUCUCAGUUUUGCAAUAUGUGGAGUUUUAUUGACUCGCUUGUCUUUCAGUAUCCGUGUGUAAGGGCGCCCUUUCUCAUGGAUACUCUGUACAAAUUUUUCGGAAGAACAUUGAGCUGUGUUUGGUAUGAAUGAAUGUGUAUGCUAGUCUGGUUGCAAGUAUGUAUGAUAACAUGUGUGAGAGAGAUGGUGGUGGUGGUAGUCACACAGUCUGGGGCCCCCUGUGUUUAGAAGGUGGGAUUUAAGGGUAUUUUGUGUGCUUCAAUGUUCUUCCCCAAAAUUUGUUUGAAAACAGCGAGUUUAGAUGUACAGCAGGCGCGGAUUUAGGGGAGGGGCAAUUACCUCUCGCUUAGGGUACCAGGACAGCCUGGAAGGCCUGGAAGGUGGGCAAAAAGCGACACUUGCCCGUUGUAAGCAGGCGACAAGCAGUGCUUCACGGAAAUUCUCGAUCCGCGCCUGGAGUUAGGAGAUUAUUUGCCAAUUAGGGCUAUCCAUUUAAUCUUGACCCUCAUCUGUCGAUAGGAAGGAAAAUACUGCAGGGUAUUUGAUUGAAGGUAGAGACUUUGUCUUCCUCUUAAGCCUGCAUUGGUGAGGAGUCGUAGAACCUCCUAAAAUGUGGCAAAUGAAGCACACUGACCGCAUUUGUGCGUCAGAACCUUUGUUUUAUGAGGUAGUAUUUUGAAGUCGACUCUUCCUGCUCAAAUGAUCAAACUCUGCCUUACGAAAUCAACUUCCUGAUGUCCUUUGGACUUCUAUGCAGUAAAGGAGUCUAUCCAGUUAAAAAUUCUACCAUUUUGAGGAUUAUGUUCUUGUGCCCCUCAAUAUCUGCGUCUCACUCGUGUUCCUUUGACCACUUCCUAACUGUCCAAUCUCACGCAUAUUCACUGUUCCUGAAAUAGACUGUCUCACAGAACCCUAUGAUUCAUUCACAUUCACCCUGCCUAUGUUUACAUCCCUUUUGAUGAGGAUGCGUAAUUCAUAGCAGAUUCUUUAAUUUUCUUUACAUUUUCUCAAUAUAUGGCCUGCCAAUGGGAUAAUAAGAACAAGCUUUUCUCAUGAAUUGUGAAUUGAGACUCUGUUUGUUACUGAUGCGUUUCUCACUUUUUUUUUGCUGGGAUUUAAUUUUAAAUUGUGUGCUGGUGUUUGUCACCGCGUGAAACUGAAUGCUUGUGAUCUUUCGUAAGAGCACUAUUAAAGCAGAUGCUUAGUGUCCUUAAAGUUCAAUUUGUCUAGGAAUUUCAAAAGUAAAUUCUGAUCUGGGGGAUGUUUUGGUUUGUAUUCUGCAAUGGAGCAAUGUUUAAAAGCUAAUUUGAUGAGCCUUUGUUGAAGCAUCUCUUCCAUUCCCUUUGAUGGUAGUGGCAACUUCUCAUGGUUUUUGUAAUGGAAGUCUAUUUUAUUUCCAUGCCUGUGUGGGCCAGGAAUAGGUUUUAGCAAUGAGCCUGUACUUUUACGAUGUUAGUUCUUUGUUAAUUGUAAUGGUGUGCUAAGUGAAAUUUUUCAACUCCCUUUAUACCUUUUCAAAAGAUACUGUGGACUUUGAUUCAAGUAGGAAAUAUGUUUGUCACAUAGAAAGGUGUAUUUUAUGUAUUUUUAUUCCUUUUAAUUUUAAAUAUCCUUGAGUUUUCAAUUUUUUGUUUACCCUGGACCCUGUUUGUGUAUCUUGUGUACUGUUUAAUUAGUGACUGGAAGACUGUUAUACCCUGUGCAUUUCAUUUGCUUAUUGCUUAACGAGUGAAAUUUUUAGUCUCUCUAUUGUGUUUGAGUUCAGUAUUAUAUCUAGUAAGUUAAAAUAUGCAUGUAAUUAGAUUUAAAUCUGAUGGUAGAGAACAUUAAGUGUGUAAAUUAUCCUUACAAUACAUUAGGAUUUUUUGAUUGAUAAUUGUUGGUGUGUAACUUUAAAAAAAAAAAUGUGCUACACUUAAACAAAUGUUGUAAAAAAAAAAUAGUGUGUAAAACGAAAAUAUUGAAAAUGUAAAGACAAAUACUUAGAAAAAAAAAUGUUAAAAAAAAUGUUAAAA